CUCAUCCAAGAAAGUAAAAGUGGGGAAAACCUUAUAUUAGAAGAAACUGCCCGUUGGCUAUGCUUAGUCUAUAUUAGAAAAUCGUUGGUGCGAGUGGAAAACUGCGCGAUCCAUACCGUGCGCGAAAAAUUUUUUUUUCACUAUUUAGGACCGGCACCAAAAAUCAAUGUACUGGUAUUAUCUUGCCUGUUUUAUCGUAGUUUUUGUGAUAUUUCUAUAUUUGGACUGUAUCAAACCGGCGAAUUUCCCACCUGGCCCAAAAUGGUACCCAAUCAUCGGAAGUGCCUUAGAGAUAGCACGUGCUCGACAGCAAACAGGCAUGCUUUGCAAAGCUAUAAAACUAAUAGCCUCAAAGUACGAACACAAAGGAGUAAUUGGCUUUAAAGUUGGCAAAGAUAAGACUGUGAUGGCCAUUUCUGGAGACUCGCUCCGAGAAAUGAUGAGCAAUGAGGAUCUCGAUGGGAGACCAACUGGAAUAUUUUACGAAACUCGCACCUGGGGCCUUCGGAGAGGUGUUCUGCUGACGGAUGAAGACUUUUGGCAAGAGCAAAGACGAUUUAUAGUGCGUCACUUGAAAGAGUUUGGAUUUGCGAGGAAAGGAAUGGCGGAGAUUAUAGGAAAUGAAGCUGAACAUGUAAAACAUGAUUUUCGGGCUUUGGUUGAGGCUGGAAAUGGAAAAGCACUUGUACAAAUGCAGAGCGCGUUUUCCGUUUACAUCUUGAAUACCCUGUGGCUGAUGAUGGCUGGAAUUCGAUAUACCAGAGAAAACAAGGACUUGAAAUACCUGCAGUCUCUGCUGCAUGAAUUAUUUGCUAAUAUCGACAUGAUGGGUGCACUAUUCAGCCAUUUUCCGUUUAUAAGAUUUUUCGCACCAAGACUUUCAGGGUACAAACAGUUUGUGGAAAUUCACAAUCUCAUGCACAAAUUUAUUGGAGCAGAAGUGGAAAACCACAAAAAAUCAUUCAACGAAACGGAUGAACCACGUGAUCUGAUGGAUGUGUAUUUAAAAAUUUUGCAAUCUAAUCGCGACGUUCCUGAAAGCUUCUCCCAAGAACAACUGUUGGCAGUUUGUCUGGACAUGUUCAUCGCUGGCUCGGAAACUACAACAAAGACUCUCGGUUUCGCGUUUCUGCAUCUGGUCAGGCAACGCGAAACUCAACUAAAAGUACAAAAAGAAUUGGACGAAGUUGUAGGGCGAAAUCGUCUUCCCACGUUAGAGGAUAGAGCAAAUUUGCCGUACUGUGAAGCAGUUGUACUUGAGGCUUUACGUAUGUUCAUGGCGAAUACUUUCGGUAUUCCUCAUCGAGCCCUGCGGGACACAAAACUGUGCGGAUAUGAUAUUCCAAAAGAUACGAUGUUAGUAGGAAUGUUCCGCGGUAUGAUGUUAAAUGAUUGGGAAUCACCAACUUCCUUCAAACCGGAGCGAUUUUUGAAGGGUGGAAAAAUUGUCAUUCCUCCCAACUUCCAUCCGUUUGGUGUUGGUCGACAUCGCUGUAUGGGUGAAAUGAUGGGCAAAGCCAACUUGUUCCUCUUUAUCACAACUCUCUUCCAAUCAUUUGAUUUCCUAGUGCCAGAAGGUGACCCAUUACCGUCAGAUGAGCCGAUUGAUGGAGCAACGCCAAGUGUGCGGCAGUACACAGCAUUGAUUGUUCCUCGGUAAUUUCAGCACAAGACUAAAAUAAUCUUAAGAGAAUGUAAUAUAGAUGUAUUAUGAUUAAAUAUGAAAUGAGACAUUUUGUUUGAUGACCACCCAGCUAACCCUACCCUAAUAAACCCCUGGCGUUCGAUUUGAAUAGGUCCUAUCAACAUAGGAAGCACAGCAAACA
Molecule: messenger RNA, 1826 nt
Organism: Aedes albopictus (Asian tiger mosquito)
Lineage: Eukaryota; Metazoa; Arthropoda; Insecta; Diptera; Culicidae
Product: probable cytochrome P450 303a1
Exons: 4
Coding region: 167-1660 (497 amino acids)
Biological process (GO): xenobiotic metabolic process
Cellular component (GO): intracellular membrane-bounded organelle; cytoplasm
Molecular function (GO): iron ion binding; oxidoreductase activity, acting on paired donors, with incorporation or reduction of molecular oxygen, reduced flavin or flavoprotein as one donor, and incorporation of one atom of oxygen; heme binding
Source: RefSeq, a predicted model, not a curated record